Molecule: messenger RNA, 315 nt
Organism: Schistosoma turkestanicum
Lineage: Eukaryota; Metazoa; Platyhelminthes; Trematoda; Strigeidida; Schistosomatidae
Source: the annotation of a GenBank genome assembly
AUGGUGUCAUUGAAGAGGAAUAAAAGUAGAGAGUCUUCAAAGAAACAAAAAUCAGGCGACUCUGACAACGGAGUUAGCGAAAAUGUUCCACAUGAUAACACUAAAACUAGUGAUUUAAUCUGUUGCAAAGUUAGAUUGUUGGAUGAUUCCCAAACUCCCAUUGAAGUUUCAAUAAAGAAAACCGAUAAGGGUUCGAUUCUUUUUGAAAAAGUGUGUCAGUCGAUCGGUGACUUGGUCGAGUGCGACUACUUCGGUCUGAGAUAUACCGGCAAAAAAAAUAUUCGGAGUUGGAAAAAAGUGUUUACAAACAGCUAA